GUCGCCACUUAUCGCUGAAAACGCUGGCUGAUAUGACUCACUAGCCGCUAUCUGGCGUAAUUCGCUGGCAUCGUUUUUGUUUAACGCCGACGACGACAUGUCCGAGACAGUUAAAUCGACCUUGUCGGCGGACGCCUCUCCCUUCGUGCCCAGAAACUUCGGCGGUGGCAGCGUCGAAGCGCCGCCAGCAGCAGUCGGCGACGGGGAACUGGCGUACGUGCCGCCAACGGAGACCCUCCAAACGCUCUACGUCGCACAAAUCCCGUCCGGUUACUAUGCAUCGUACGUGCCGACGCUGCCGUUCUACACGGUGCCGUACCCUUGUAUUUAUCAGGCGCCAGCUCCCGUGGAAGCGAGCCUACCUGACCAAACACAUUCCAAAUCGACCCAGGGUGUCCGCAAGUCGAAGAAAAAACCCAAGACAAAUCGACGCAGGGAACAACAGUCUACGCGAGAUAUUGGUGUGCUGUCACCCGAUCCGUCGGUGCUGUCCGACGGCCAGGGGACCAAGGUUACCGGGAAGGCGAUUAACUCGGACGUGUCCACAGCUAGUCCAGACUUGGCCAACAAUGCGGAGUUCCCUUCGCUAUCCAUGGAGGAUCGUCCGGCGCCCGUCGGCGAACGUUUGGGCGUGAGCUACUCGACGGCACUACAGCACAGCAGCAGCAAAAAGCUCCUGGCAAGCAGUGCACCGUCUGCGGUGCCGGAAGAACACGUUGGCAGACCGCCAGAGUCCCAGCGGAGGAAGGGUGCGGCCCGCAGAGGAGCUCGCACGGCGGCCGCCGUCGCCGAAAGUGUCGACCACAACGCACUUCCAACAAGGCCUUGCGGCGGCGAGGCAGAUGCGACGGCGCAAUUGCGAAGAGGAAACUCGUCGUCUGCUCGUCGACUACGCAGGAAACCACACGACGGCGGCGCAGACAAGCGCCAGUUGCCUCCGUCGUCUCCGGGCCCCGAGACAGCGGAGCAGCGGGCCGACGAAAAGGUCGCCGCAGAGGAGGCUCCGCAGCGGAAGAAUGCCGGCGUUGGCAGAGGAGUCAGAAUGAGCACGGGGAGGAAAGAGGGGCACCACAGCACCCUGGCACGGUACGUGAUCAAGGCCGAGCAGAGGGGACGCAGGCGCACAGACGGGCAGCCUUGGGCAAGGCAGGAAGCGAGUGCGGAGGACGGCACAGACGCGAAAUCCGUCAGAAGGUCCGACGCCGACGUCGGAAUGCAAGAGCCUCUUGACAGUUGCCGGGAAGUGUCGGACUCCAAGGGAGCUCGGGAACCUUCCGACGGGCCUCACGAGUCUUCGGGCUCGAAAGAACCGCAGGAUCGGCCCAGUCAGUGCUUUGAGUCCGAGAGCGCCGACAGUGUGAACAACCUGAUGGACUAUCCUCCGCUGGGGUCGUCGGUUCCUCUACGACGUUUAGGAGAGCCCAAGAAGCCAGAGCCAGUAGACACCACUUCUAAGCUGCCUCCAAAAGGAAAAGGGAAGCCGGGUGCACCGUUGAAACCCCUAGCAUCCACUAACAGUGCAAGACCAAAGCACAAGGCUGCAAUCAGCAUGGCAAUUGCAGACAUAAUGGUGCCCAAGCAGAGGCAGCCGAAAAAGCUCAAGGAAAACCUCGUGGAGAGGACCAGCAAGAAGGCAGAGGCGCAGAGGGCACCCGCCAACACCCUGGACUCCUCGGCGCCCGUCAGAAAGAGGGGCAAAGAGCGGGAAAUGCCGGCUAGGAAAAAGCUCACUGUGAUGAAAAAAAUUAUCCUCAAAGAGCGCGAAGAACGGAAACAGCUUCUGGCAAGAGUCAAGCAGGCAACACUAGCGAGGCAAAGCCUGAUAGAAAAUGCCAGCGAAACUUGUUGCUUGGAGGACGGCUUGCCUCAGCAAGAGACCAAACAACUUCACUCGACAAGGUUCAGAGAAUACUGCGAUCAGAUGUUGAGUGUAGAAAUCAAUCAGGCAACCAAAGCUCUCAUUACAGACUUGGUUUUCUUUCAAGAUCGACUUCAUCAAAAAGAUCCAAUCAAGGCUAAAUCAAAACGGCGGCUUGUCUGUGGCUUGAAAGAAGUCAAGAAGUACCUCUUACUCAAGAAACUGAAGUGUGUUGUUUUUGCACCUGACAUUGAAGAGGUAAAAGCAGAAGGCGGACUGGAUGCCUCACUGCAGGCCCUCCUCCAGUUUGCGAGGAGCCAUUUUGUGCCCACGGUCUUUGCUCUGAGGAGGAGAACCCUGGGGUCCCUGGCGCGCAAGAAGGUUCCCAUCAGCUGCAUCGGCAUCUUCGACUACAGCGGCAGGGAGGAACAAUACAAACAUCUGCUGGAGCUGGUGGCUGCUGCGAGAGAAGAGUACAGUGUUCUAAGAGCUGCCGCCACUGUGAAUGGGACCAGAGACAGCCCUCAAGGUGCAGCAAAAUCAACCAGAAGUGUGCACGCUUCGUCAUUGGGUGUUUCCAAUGACGACGAGUGGACAACAGCCAAUGAGGAGUCAGACAACGAACAAGAACACUCUGUUGCUGCAAUCACGGACAGGGUGGCAGAAAUACUCGUAAAUUCAAUGAGGGCAGUGAACUGAACGUGAUUCCAUGGGACUGGGAUUCAAAAGCAAAUACGGCAGGUCAUGAAUGUUUUCUAUUGUUACGUUAAAGGGCAACUCUGGUCGAAAACGAAACCAAAAUAAAUGACUGGUAUCGCUUUAGUGGUGCGAAAUAUGAUCACAGCCGAUAUAUUACGUCAAAGUGAAGCCGCAUACUUCACUAAAACAGACUUUAAAGAUGCAACCAGCUGCUCUUUAGCAGAUGGCAAGUGUGUUAGCUUUUAGUCAAGCAACACUGGGCGAUGACGUAACCUGGCAUCACGGUGGUACUUUGGUUCUUCUUCCACGUUUUCUCUUCGUUAUUUAAAGUAGUGAUUAGAGCUGCUUCCCACAUUUUCCGGUCUUUUUGUUUCAUUUUACGGUUUCAGUGAGCCUCCAGUAUAUCCCUUUUCAGUAUAAUAGUGCUCCUGUGUGGUCCGGGAGCACCCACCUGAAACAGCCGUACAGCAUGUGAAACUCACACCGCUCAAUCGUGUGAUUCUUCAGUAUUAAUUUCAUAGCUCAUCUAUACCACCGAUCCUGAUUUUCGCGAGCCAGAAGCAAGAAUAUAGCAAUGCAGCCACGCUGCACGUCUUGCGCCAGUACCCAGUGGCUGGCAUCGACUUUUUAGCCGCUAGCUUUAUGGAUACGCAGUGAUCUUUCCUACAUGCGCUGUAUACGUACGAUGCAAGGGACCAAAAGAGAAGCAGCUUACCUUAUUUCUUGGAAUUGAUUCUGCACGUCGCACCGCAGCACCACCUUGACGUCACGUCGUGGCCGUACAGCUGAUGACCAGUGUUGCCAUCUCUCUCCAGCAGAUAGUUUUGGUUUUGCCGUAGACUCCCGAAACCAAACUUUGAGCCAUGUUUAUAAAACUUCACACAAUAUGGGGGGCGGGGGAAUUACACCUUGUAAUUCAGGGACACUGACUGGGCUGAAAACAGUCGUAAUCCCAAAUUCGAAAAUAUUGGCCAGAGUUGCCCUUUUAAGUACAUAUGAAUUAAUGGUUGGGUGCUGUGCACUCUUGUUGAGUUAUAUGGGAAACAAAAAAUGAAGUGCACAUGGUUUCUCGUAAUCAGUAGCGUGUGAAACGAAAAAUGAACUGUACAUGUUUUUGUUUUUCUCGAAGAGCAGUGCAUAUAGUUAUUUUUGUAUGUUGUGAAGUGCUUGGCACCAAUAAAUCACUAUGUCAUGUUUCA
Molecule: messenger RNA, 3756 nt
Organism: Ixodes scapularis (black-legged tick)
Lineage: Eukaryota; Metazoa; Arthropoda; Arachnida; Ixodida; Ixodidae
Gene: Sbp2
Product: selenocysteine insertion sequence-binding protein 2-like
Exons: 14
Coding region: 98-2557 (819 amino acids)
Biological process (GO): selenocysteine incorporation
Cellular component (GO): ribonucleoprotein complex
Molecular function (GO): mRNA 3'-UTR binding; ribonucleoprotein complex binding; selenocysteine insertion sequence binding
Source: RefSeq, a predicted model, not a curated record